Messenger RNA from Echinops telfairi (small Madagascar hedgehog), 740 nucleotides. It is a transcript of the gene GNA12, whose product is annotated as G protein subunit alpha 12. Gene Ontology annotation, cellular component: heterotrimeric G-protein complex; brush border membrane. Lineage: Eukaryota; Metazoa; Chordata; Mammalia; Afrosoricida; Tenrecidae. Gene Ontology annotation, molecular function: guanyl nucleotide binding; G-protein beta/gamma-subunit complex binding; GTPase activity. The transcript is spliced from 3 exons. Gene Ontology annotation, biological process: adenylate cyclase-modulating G protein-coupled receptor signaling pathway; Rho protein signal transduction. The coding region runs from base 39 to 740 and encodes 233 amino acids. The record is from RefSeq and is a predicted model, not a curated record.
GCGCGGGCGAGAGCGGCAAGUCCACCUUCCUCAAGCAGAUGCGCAUCAUCCACGGCCGCGAGUUCGACCAGAAGGCGCUGCUCGAGUUCCGAGACACCAUCUUCGACAACAUCCUCAAGGGCGAGUCCGUGAAGUACUUCCUGGACAACUUGGACCGCAUCGGCCAGCUGAGCUACCUUCCCAGCAAACAGGACAUCCUGCUGGCCCGCAAAGCCACCAAGGGCAUCGUGGAGCACGACUUCGUCCUCAAGAAGGUGCCCUUCAAGAUGGUGGACGUGGGCGGGCAGCGCUCCCAACGGCAGAAGUGGUUCCAGUGCUUCGACGGCAUCACGUCCAUCCUGUUCAUGGCGUCGUCCAGCGAGUUCGACCAGGUGCUGGUGGAGGACCGGCGCACCAACCGGCUGGCCGAGUCCAUGAACAUCUUCGAGACCAUCGUCAACAACAAGCUCUUCGCCAACGUCUCCAUCAUCCUCUUCCUCAACAAGACGGACCUGCUGGUGGAGAAGGUGCGGCGAGUCAGCAUCCAGAAGCACUUCCCUGACUUCCGGGGCGACCCCCACCGGCUGGACGACGUGCAGCGCUUCCUGGUGCAGAGCUUCGACCGCAAGCGGCGCAACCGCAGCAAGCCGCUCUUCCACCACUUCACCACGGCCAUCGACACGGAGAACAUCCGCUUCGUCUUCCACGCCGUGAAGGACACGGUGCUGCAGGAGAACCUCAGGGACAUCAUGCUGCAGUGA